CCCAGUCGAAACCCUAAUUGAGUGAAGCAGAAGAAGAAGGGAGACGAGCUUUGGGGUGUUCUAGGGUAUUGGAGAUUGAGCAAAACUAAUAUGGGAAGGAAAAUAAGGACAUCUUUGGAGUUCGAAUCAGGAAAAGAGAAGAAAACGCACAAGAAAAAGGGGAAGGACAAAGCAAACAAGGAUGAAUUUGAAAGAAAUUUGUCUGUGCUUGAUGUUGGUAGGGAUGAAAUGGCAAAGGAAGUUGAGGAUCCAAAAUAUGACAAGAGUGAUGGAAUUCAUAUGAAUAGUGGAGAAAGAGCCAAUAAGAAAAAGAAAAGGAAGAGGGAAAAGGAGGGAGAUGGGAUGAUUAUAGAGAAUAUGUCUAAUAAAAAGGAGCUCAUUAAUGAAGAGGAGAAAGUUGGGAAAACCCUGGAGAAUGUGGACUCCACUGGUCAUGUAAAGAAGAGAAAGAAAAUCCUUGAGGAUGGCAUAACGGGUAUGGCGACUGAAUAUGGAGAUGUUGCAAUCAUAACCAAAAAUGGAGGAAAGAAAAAGAAGAAAGAGAAGAGGGAAUACACGGGGUGUGAACUGGAGCGGAAUACCGUAAGUAAUGGAAUGGAGGCUGAAGUAGCAAGUCAACAAUUAGAAGGGUGUACUGUGGACACAACUGGUUUAGUACUUGAGGAGAGGAUGAAAGAGAAGAGAAACCGUGGAAAGAAAUUAGGAACUGAAAUGCAGGAUUCUGUGGCUGAAGAUGCAGGCACUGACUCUAACAGAAAAUCAGAUGCUGUAAAUGUAGAAAAUAGUAAGAAAAGGAAGAAGUCCAAGUCGCAGAAACAUGGUAUUGUGGAGGUUUGCUAUCAAGACAAGAAAAAGACCAGGUCAAGCUCAAGUAAAGGUAACUUAAGAUCCCAAAAAAGCAUCGGGGCUCCUGACAACUCUGAAAAAUCAGCACCUAAAAAAGCAUUGAAAAGAGUUAGUUUUGCUGAUGAUGUGGAGGUCUACUCAUUGUCUGAUGGCUCAAGUGACGAGCAUGACGACCUUGUAAGAGGUAAACGGUUUUCAGAAGAAGAAGAUAAGAUUGUGAAAGAGGCUGUUUUAAGAUACAUAGAGGAACGUGCUUUAGGCAAUGAUGGCCUCGACAUGGUUAUGCGUAGUAAGUCUCACCCUGAAGUCAAAAACCACCCAGAAUUGAAAACUUGUUGGAAGGAUAUUGGCGCGGCCUUACCAUGGAGACCCUUCAAAAGUGUAUAUUAUAGAGCCCAUAUUUUGUUUGAACGAGCCGAGAAACGUAAAUGGACACAUGAAGAGUAUGAAGAGGUAAGAAAAUUCCAAAAAGAUAAGGGAGCUGAUUGGAGAACUUUGGGCGACAAGCUUGGCAAACAUAGAAUUCAUGUCAAGGAUGCAUGGCGGCGUAUAAAACUGCCAAAUCAGAAGAAAGGACGGUGGUCUCAAGAGGAGUACGAGACUUUAUUUGAUUUAGUGAACAUGGAUCUGCGUGUGAAGGUUUUCGAGGAAAAGAAAACCAAGCAUGGCAUGCUGCGAGACAACAUUUGCUGGGAGGCAAUCAGUGAAACGUUGGGGACAAGAACAAAUGCUGUUUGCAGCAUGAAGUGGUAUAACCAGUUAACAUCACCAUUAGUAAGCCAAAAGUUGUGGGGCGAUAUUGAUGACUACCGGCUGCUUGAUGCUCUCAAUAGGUUGGAUGCGUGCUGUAUUGAAGAUGUUGAUUGGGAUGAUCUGCUUGAGCAUAGGCCUGGAGAUGUUUGCCAAAAGCGAUGGUAUCAAAUGGUCAAACAUAUCGGUCAGCAUGCACUGAAGUCCUUUCCUGAGCAAGUGGAAGUUUUAUCUAAACGUUAUCUUGCCGAUUUAAUUGAAGCGAGAGAAAUCUAUGCUAAUAAACCUGCAGUUGACUGAGAGUUAUUUGGUGUCAACCGGGUGAUAUACUUGAAGCAUAUGAUGGUGUAGUGUAAACACUACUUGUGUAAGAUUGGUAUAACUGGCAUUAGAAUGCCUUUUCUUUUUAGUUUUUGCUCAUUUGGUAUCUUACAUGUAUGUAUAUGUCCUUUCUUUUGAAACUAUUUUCUGCACUGUUGUAAAACUAUGGUACUUGCACCAAUUUACAGUGUCAGAUUAGGGUUGGCUCUCUAUUCCAAAGAAAUGAAAGUCUAUUUU
Argentina anserina (silverweed cinquefoil) is the source of this 2154-nucleotide messenger RNA. RefSeq lists its product as uncharacterized. The transcript has 2 exons. The coding region runs from base 91 to 1896 and encodes 601 amino acids. NCBI's taxonomy places the organism in Eukaryota, Viridiplantae, Streptophyta, Magnoliopsida, Rosales, Rosaceae. The record is from RefSeq and is a predicted model, not a curated record.